AUGUCGACUGCCCAAGGCAGGGAAUCGAUUGCUGACCCUACAGUCCUGAUUGAAGUUGACUCGGCCAAGAUCUUUGAGCUGGUAGAGCAAUAUCAUUUGCUCUGGAUGGUCCCUCUACAAGCUGCAAUCAGUAUCGCGGCUCUGAUCCUCCUCCUCGGCUGGCAGAGCGUCCUCGCUGGGUUCUUGUCUCCGGUCGUAGCUUUACCCCUGAUUGCUUUUACCACCAAUCGAAUAUCUCGGCAAAUGGCCCUCGUGAUGCAAGCCAAAGACUCGAGAAUUGCCCUCGUCACCCAGGUCGUCAAGCAAGUCAGACAAGUCAAGCUCGGAGCGUUGCAAACUCUGUUCCAGCGCAAGAUCGACGAGAAACGGUCCCAGGAGCUCGAAAAGUACAAGGGCGUAGCCUUACUCAAUGCUUGCAUGGUAUUUCUCGUCUACGUCAUGCCGCCAGCAUUGAUAUCCGUCACAUUUGGAACAUCCAUCCUCCUUGGUCAUCGGCUACCGAGUAAUGUGGUUUUUCCAGCCCUCGCCUUUUGCUUCAACAUUACCAGAGCGGCGUCCUUGCUUCCUCGUUUGGUGAUGAUCUACCAAGGCGGUCAAAUUUCUUUUCGUCGCAUUAAGGAGUUUCUGCUUGCCUUCUACAACAAUAGCGUGGAUCUGGACCAAAAUGAAAUCCGGCACGAGAUACCAGCCGAGCUCGGAAUGCGAGGGUGUGACAUUGGGUUCGCGGCAUUCCACGACUCGCCCAAAGCUAUCCUUCAGAACUGCACCAUGCAGGCAACUUCCAACUGUCUCGUCGUCAUAUCGGGACCUGUUGGCUGUGGCAAGACGACUUUGAUUCGUUCCAUCAUUGGAGAGAUCAAGCCUAAUAUUGGCCAUGUCUGGGUCCACGGGAGAAUCGCGUAUGCACCGCAGGUUCCAUUCCUGGUCUGUGGAACCGUGCGCGACAAUAUCCUCUUUGGUCUGCCCUUUGACGGGCCUUUUUAUUACCAGGUUCUCGAUGCCGUCUCACUCCGAUCGGACUUAGCCAGGUUGUCCGAGGGCGAUGCCACAAUGCUGGGAGGAACCGGUGUUGCUCUAUCCGGUGGACAGAAGAGUCGGAUUGCUCUGGCAAGGGCAGUCUACGCCCGGCGUGAGGUUGUGGUCCUUGAUGACCCCCUCGCAGCUGUGGAUGCCAAGGUUCGGGCUCACCUUAUUAGGCGUGUUUUGGGACCCCAGGGCAUUCUCAAAGACUCGCUUCGAAUAGUCACAACGUCUUCCGAAGCUUUGAUGUCCUAUUCUGAUGCACUCUAUGUUAUUAAGGACGGAGCGUUGUCACUGGCUGAGCGACCCCAACGAGCUGACCAUCAUGCUACGGAGCUUGACCCAAGCAGCACGUUGGGCUGGCUUGAUAACGUCAACAAGACUUCGAGACCGUUGUUCGACUAUGGAGCCAUCAAGUCAAACGUGUCUGUAUCGGUAACAGUCCCCGAACCCGACAGCGACAUGGAAAGCGCACCCCUUCUGCCACCGGCUCCCAAGACAAGCGAACCGACCGACGUUGGUGGCGCCCCAGUACGAUUUGAUGCGUACCUGAGAUUCCUCAAGCUUGCCAAGCAUGGUGGUUGGAUAGUCGUUCUUGUGACGGCUGGCGCUUCCAAGCUGUUGGACAUCUUGGCCGUCUUCUUCCUGAAGCUGUCGAGCGAUGAAUUCGAGCGCCAGGAACACUCAUUCAAGCUUGCUUACUACUCAGCCUGCGCUCUUCUCGGUGGUGUCCUCUCAGCCAUCUUCGUUCUCGUCGCCUACUACAUCUGCGUCAUCCCAGCAUCUAGAUCCAUCCACGCCGAGCUUACGGAAGGUAUUCUGGAGGCGAAGUUUGCCUUCUUCGACAUGGUCAACCUUGGACAGGUUCUCAAUCGCUUCACCAAUGAUAUCAACAAGGUCGACAGCUCGGUGAGUGCUGGCUUCAUCAGCCUGGUGGCUCUCUGCGUUACAGCCUCGGCAUCGAUCCUCGUCAUUGUGGCAGCAACGCCAUUGAGCAUAAUGUAUCUUGUCCCCAUUGGUGGUGUGUAUUUCGCGGUUCAGUCAUAUUAUCUACACGCUUGUAGGCAGCUCAGGCGCCUUGAAACUCUAGCUCGAGGACCUAUUCUCAAUAUUGCCAAUGAGAUUCGUGUUGGAGCGUCUGUCAUCAAGACAUUCGAUCAAACUGCCUCCUUCAAGGAGCAGGCCAGGGAUGUCAUAGACGAUCAUAUCCGUGUAUGGGUCCCCUUUGUAUCGCUGGAUUCUUGGCUGAUCCUUCGUCUACAACUACUUUCCAGCAUUGUCCAACUGUUGUCUGCCGUUCUGCUUCUGUGGCUUCGCACGCCUGCUAGUACCCUGGGUCUUGUCAUGAAUUAUCUGAUUCAGAUCACAUCUCAGUUCAACACUUUUGUUCAGAUGCGUGCGACUCUUGAAGCAGACAUGACUUCUGUUGAGCGGAUAUGGUCCUAUGCUGCCAACGCGCCCGAGGGUCAGCAUGACGACGAGACGGUCCCAUUGCCAAGCUGGCCUCAAAACCCAUCCAUCACUUUCAAGAGUUACGAGGCAUCCUACAAGGCUGGUGAUAGGCCGUGUCUGCAUGGCUUGACCUUUAAUAUCAAGGAGGGUGAGCAUGUUGCUGUCGUGGGCCGCACCGGCGCAGGCAAGUCGUCUCUUGUUCUGGCUAUACUUCGUGCCCUAGAGCAUGACCCGAGCAAAGGUGGUAGUAUCACCAUCGACGGAGUUGACAUUGGGCGCGUCAACUUGACAGAUUUGCGCAGACGUAUAACUCUUCUUCCCCAAGAACCUACAACCUUUGAAGGAACCGUCCGGUUCAACCUCGACCCAGAAGGGACACGAACUGAAGAACAGCUGCGUGAGGCUCUUGAUGUUUGCAAUAUGCGUCAGAUCUUUAACAUCAAACCUCAUCAAGAUCCGCUAGACUAUUAUGUUUCUGACUUGGGGAGAAAUUUGUCUGGUGGGCAGGUUCAAAUACUCGCACUCGCCCGGGCUAUUCUAGCCAAGAACAAAAUUGUGAUCCUAGACGAAGCUACUGCGGCCAUGGACGCUUCAACAAGUGCCAUCAUACACAACGUGAUCAAGCACAGAUUCCGCAAUCACACAGUUAUUACCAUCACCCAUCAUAUUCACUCGGCUCUCGAGCAUGACAAGGUUCUGGUAAUGCAUGAUGGUCAGGUGGCAGAUUAUGCAGCCCCCGGAGACUUGCUGAAGGACAAGACCUCGAUGCUUUCAAAACUGGUUGCUGACGCAGAGACGAAGACGUAG
Molecule: messenger RNA, 3279 nt
Organism: Fusarium falciforme
Lineage: Eukaryota; Fungi; Ascomycota; Sordariomycetes; Hypocreales; Nectriaceae
Exons: 6
Coding region: 1-3279 (1092 amino acids)
Biological process (GO): transmembrane transport
Cellular component (GO): membrane
Molecular function (GO): ATP hydrolysis activity; ABC-type transporter activity; ATP binding
Source: RefSeq, a predicted model, not a curated record